Molecule: messenger RNA, 7471 nt
Organism: Pogona vitticeps (central bearded dragon)
Lineage: Eukaryota; Metazoa; Chordata; Lepidosauria; Squamata; Agamidae
Source: RefSeq, a predicted model, not a curated record
GCUGCCGGCUUUACCGGGCCACGCACACCCGGUAAGGGUGGGGAAAAACAUCGCGGGUCCUCCUGCCGCAAGGGGCGCCGCGGAUAAGGCUACGGGGAGCGGGGAGACGAGGAGGAGGAGGAGCAGGAGACUGAGAUGGAGAAGGGGGAUGAGGAGAGCUGGAGAAAGGCCGUGAAAGGAGCCAGGGCCGGAUCCGUGCUGAGCUGCUCCGGCAGCUGCUGCUCCUCGCUGACCAUGGCUGUAAAAGACCCCACAGCUGUAGAAAGAGCAAAUUUAUUGAAUAUGGCUAAACUGAGCAUCAAGGGACUUAUUGAAUCUGCUUUGAGCUUUGGCCGAACUCUUGACUCUGAUUACCCACCUCUUCAGCAGUUUUUUGUUGUCAUGGAACACUGCCUGAAACAUGGCCUUAAAGUGAAAAAAUCUUUUCUGAGUUACAAUAAAACCAUUUGGGGUCCUUUGGAACUUGUGGAGAAGUUGUAUCCUGAAGCUGAGGAAAUCGCAGCUAGUGUUAGAGAUUUGCCUGGUUUGAAGACUUCAUUAGGCCGUGCUAGGGCUUGGUUACGAUUAGCACUCAUGCAAAAAAAGAUGGCUGACUAUCUGCGAUGUCUCAUCUUCCGUAAGGAUCUUCUUGGUGAAUUUUAUGAAUAUCAUGCACUGAUGAUGGAAGAAGAAGGAGCAGUUAUUGUUGGAUUGCUUGUUGGUUUAAAUGUAAUUGAUGCGAACCUAUGUGUAAAAGGAGAAGACUUGGAUUCACAGGUUGGUGUGAUUGAUUUCUCUAUGUAUUUAAAGAAUGAAGAUGAUAUUGAAAGCAAAGAAAGAAAUGACCAUAUUGCUACUAUAUUGGAUCAAAAGAAUUAUGUUGAAGAACUAAACAGGCAGCUGAAUAGCACAGUCAGCAGCCUCCAUACACGCGUUGAUUCUCUAGAGAAGUCAAACACUAAACUAAUUGAAGAGUUAGCAAUAGCAAAAAACAACAUCAUUAAACUUCAAGAAGAAAACCAUCAUUUAAGGAGUGAAAACACACUCAUUUUAAUGAAAACACAACAUCAUCUGGAGGUGAACAAAGUGGAUGCUGAUGCAGAACUUCAGACAUAUAAACACUCCAGACAAAGUCUGGAUGAAAUGUACAAUGAUGCACAUAGACAACUUCGAGAAGAAUCACAAUUAAGACAAGAUAUAGAAAAUGAACUAAUGGUUCAAGUUGGUAUGAAGCAUGAGAUAGAACUUGCCAUGAAGCUGUUGGAGAAAGAUAUACAUGAAAAGCAAGAUACACUUAUAAGUCUACGGCAACAGCUGGAAGAGGUCAAAGCAAUUAAUAUAGAAAUGUACCAAAAGCUGCAGGUUUCAGAUGAAGCCAUGAAAGAAAAGAAUGAAAUUAUUGGUCGACUGGAAGAUAAAACAAGUCAGAUUAAUACAACUAUGAAGCAGUUGGAACAAAGUGAUAAAGAAUUGUUAACGCAAACGAGGACGAUUGCCAUGUCCUUGGUGAAAUGUGCCAGUAGUGAAGGGCAACAACAGUACAAGCUUGUCAAAGAUAUAUCAUUUUGAAAACUACUUUAUGCCUCUUACAGUAUAUUAUGGAGGGAACAUUUGUAGGAAUUAUUUUUCAAAAACUAGCUUUUAAGCCACAAUGCUUGGAUGUCAGCUUUUGUCCCUGUGUUCUGGCUUAAGUGGGUUGUGAACCAGACUGUAAAUGUAGUAAAACCGUCUUGGCAUUUUAAUUUGUAAAUAUCUCUAUAACUUUGUUUUGCAGACAUGACAUUAAACCUUGGAAAUAUUAACAUAUUGGCUGGUAUUCAGGGACGGCAUUGUGCUAAAGGCAAAGUGGUUGCAUGUGUGCAGAGAGCACAAGGGUGAUAGCCAGUACUGGUUUUGUGGCACAAAAGGUGAUGCAGCCUUUGCAGUGUAGGGUGACCGAGCUUUCUGGGAUUUUCACUGUGCUAGCGUUUUGUUGGAUUUAGGCUAUUGUUCACCAAUUUUUAAAAACAGUAUAGUGCUACUAUUUUUGAAAUGUUAAAUCUGUAUUUAUUACAAAUUCAGCUAGCAUGAUUUUUAUUAUGGUUGAUGAUAUUUGUGGGUAAGAAGCAGAAUGUUUCAGGUAACUAAGUGGUGAGAUGUAUUGGAAAGCCAGAGUAAUAGCUUUUUCAUAACACAGGAUCUUUUUUAUUUUAAAGAUCUAAAGUAUGUCCUUUUUUAAUAUUCUUUUUGAAUGUACAACAGUAAUACUUGGCAAACAAAACAUAUAUCCAGCUUUUCUGCUUAAGAAACAGAGACUGACAUUUGAAAUCUGUCUCACCUUGAGCUGAACAUGCAAGGAAACCUAAAUUAAAAUGGGUGGCCAUGAUGUGCCCAAGAAGGUCUUUAUGCAGUGAAAGAGCAUCUGCUUCCCAUACUAGACAAGGAAAGAGGAGCUUACAGCAAUCAAAUUGUUCAUAUUUUCCUAUCACUUUACUGUUCAUGGAAUAUAAUAGAAUUAUUUAGUUGUAUUCUGAUGCAAGCCUUGAAAAGUUACAUGUUUCUUCUUUGUGGUCUCUGUGAAUGCACACGGAUGGGUUAAACUGCGCCUGCACAGGACUCUUUGGAAUAGAGCUUAAAUAACUGACCAAUAGAACGUUUCCCAUGGUGUGCAUGCCCCGCCUGCCUGUGGUACCUCAGUUCCUUUUUGCUGCUGCUGAAAUCGGACUCCUUCGCAACGCCUCAAGCUGUUUUCAAUUCGUUUAAAUUUUCUGGUUUUGAUCUCGGCCUGUUUUCUUGACUACGGUUUUUCUUAUCUGGAGUAUUUCGACUUGGACUGACCUGAUUUUGGAUUCUCGCAUUUUGAAUUGGCUGCCGUUAUUGUGUCUUUUUUUUUGCUUUUGGACUGGUUACCAUUUGUGAUUUGGAUUACGGAAUUGGACUUGAUACUUGGAUCUUUAUCUUCUUGGCUUGACUCCUUGUUUUUUGAUCCUGGACUACUAUUGUUAACGUUUCCUGUGAGUCUUUUUCCUUUCCACCAUAUUUCCUUGUUCCUGCCAAAUUUUAUGGCCUCUUCAGGCCUGUUCAAACGCUGUACAUCGUAUGCUAACAAGAUUCCUUUUAUGGAUGGCCACAACCACUGUUUUUUCUGUUUGGGGGAAAGAUACCAGCCCAAUUCUUGCCAAGAGUGUAAAAAGUUAACCAAGACCACCCUGAAGCUCCACUUACAGCGACUCUGUAUCUUUGGGAGAAGUCGUUAACACCAUCGAGCUUGACAUCCAUGGAAACUACCAUGCCUCCUGCUCCUCCCGCUCCUCAUCCUGAUCCUGCUGCCUCGCCAGUGCCUGCUUCCCCUUCUUCGAGAGCUUCUUUGAAGGUGUCCAAGUCGAAGAAGUCUUCGACAUUGGGGUCGGCAUUGACAUUGAAGUCACCAUCUGUUAUAGAUCACAAGAAAAGAGGGACGUAGUUAAAAAUAAAAAAGGCCAAACAGCCUUCUCAGUCUUUUCAACUGAAGGAACUUCCUCCAGUUCAAGUCACCCUGCCCUCGCCAAUACUCGAGGAAUCUUUCAGGGAGCUUCAUGAUCCCGAAUUGCUUUCUGAAGGGGAUGGCUUUGUACUGCAGCCACAGACACAGGCUUCGGUAUCGAUUCCAAGCCUGUCUCCAAGUCAUGGGUAUUCUGAUGUAAUCUCCAGCCCGGCCUCGGCCCAUUCUAGCCCUAUGUCAAUUGGGUGGGCAACAGUGAUUCAGCUGUCAAACUUCGAGGUGUCACCACAACAAUCCUCUCUGCAUAAGCGUCUGGUAACACAUCGGCAUGUUUCUCCAUGCCGACAACUCCCUCAGCAUCAGGAGGUUAUAGUUCUUCUGCGUCCAUCUUGGCAGCAUGCUUUCACUGACUAUGAAGAGCCACUUUAUGUGGAAAUUGAUCGGCGUGGCGGUCGACGUCGGUAUCAUGGGGACGAUCUUGAUCCCUUUUACGACACCGAUGAUUAUGUCAGGCCCAAGAGGGUACGAUAUGUCUAUGCUUUCCCGUCUGGUUCAUCUCCAUCGCCUUCACCGCCUCGACGUCGGCAUCAAGCUUAUCUCCAACUUGACCCUAUGGACUCAGUCUGUUAAUAAAUGCCAUUUACCACAGCAGGAUCCGAAAUCAUCACGUCCUGCUCCAUCGUUCUCGGGCUCCAUUGAUACAGUCACCCUUGGUAUCCCAUCCGAAAGCAUCUCACGUUCAGUGAUCUCACCCGGCUGCAUCUUCUAGAACUGCUUAUCCACCUGGCAUUGAGACCUCUGCACCGAUUUCCUGAGCCCCAGCCUCCAUAUCGAGAUCUCAUCCUCGUUCACCUUCACUGCCUCUGUCUCUUAGUAAAAGAUCCAGAGUUUCUUUGGUCUCUGAGCAGGACUCCUCUUCGGAGACUUCUGGGGAAUCCCCCUCAAAUUUACCUACACCGGAUUUGGAUGUCGCUGAUAUCCAUCCCCCAUCUCUCUCUGAAGACUUUAUGUCAUAUUCUCAGUUAAUUCUACUCAUGGCCAAAUCACUGGAACGUGAUAUAGACCAACCUCCUCCUCCCAAGCAGGACCUUGUUUUUUAUUAUAUAAACCAAGAAAAAUCUCCACCUUUGAGUUUGGCUUUUAUUUCAGCUAUGUUGGACCUAAUUAAAGACUCGUGGAAUCAACCAUCUACAUUUCUUCAGAUCUCUAGACGUGUUGAAAACUAUUACAGGACACAUGACAACGACACAACCUUCCUCAAUAAACAUCCUGCACCGAAUUCCAUUAUAGUGCAGUCUAGUUCAUCAAGGAUGGAAAAUCGUUCUAAGGUCUACCAAUAGAGAAGGCCGCAAACUAGAUGUACUGGGCCGUCGCCUAUACUCUCUGGCUUCAUUUGUGAUGAGAGUUUCUAACUACCAGGCAGCUAUCGGUGCCUGUCAGAGGCAAUUGUGGAAUACGUUUUUGCCAGUUCUUCAAGCUGUUCCUGAAGAAACUAGGACGGCUGCUCUCAACGUUCACCUGGAAGCGACGACACUAGCUGAACAACGUUUGGCAUCAUGUCUUACAGCGGAUGCAGCGUCGAAGGCAAUAACAUUGGCCAUUGCUCUCAGGAGGCACGCUUGGCUGCAUUCAGCAGGCAUCAAUGAUGAUGCUAGGUCCCAUAUUGAAGAGCUUCUGUUUGAUGGCAUUGGACUAUUUAACGAGAAAACGGAUGAGGUGAUGGACAAUUUACAUAAGAUCUGUAAGACAGCUUGCUCUUAUUAUGUCCAGCAACCCAGAUACCAACGUUAUCAGUGGCGCAAACCUUUCAUCUCACAACAACCUUAUCACCAAGAGUAUCGCCCGUACAAACUUCCUGCUCAAGAAAUAUUGAAUCCUGUUGCAUCUUCCUCUGCUACCACCUCUUUCUGAGCACAGGCUUCUGGUCAGCGUCAACAAACUUUCCAUUGCCCUGCCAAGAAGAAUAAACAAUAUCUUUGACUGUUUCUGCUGAACCCGUCUAUUGAUCUAUCCCACCUUCCCCGGCUAGCCCCCUUCUUCAACAAGUGGUCUAUCAUCACCAAAGAUUCUUGGGUGCUCACCAUCAUACGUUUUGGUUACCUGUUAGAGUUCUCAGAUCUUCCUCCUCUUGGUCGCCUCAAGAUCACGGCUUACUCACCUGCUCUAGAAAAAGAAAUCUCUGUUCUUAUCCAGAAGCAUGCUAUUCAACACGCUUCUUCUCAAGUAACACUGGACGGCUUCUAUUCCUGAUAUUUUACAGUUCCCAAAAAGGAUGGCAGAUUGCAAUCAAUCUUAGAUCUCAGGUUUCUCAAUACUUACCUUCGUCCAAGGUGUUUCCAAAUGGUCACCUUAGAAUCAAUCUUCUGCUUCUUUCUCCAGGCAAUUGGUUUGUGGUUACAGGACACUUACUUUCAUAUUUUUAUCCAUGAGCGUCAUUGCAAAUAUCUCCAAUUCGUCUUCAUGGAGUUUGUGUACCAGUUUUGCGCCCUUCUGUUCAGGCUUGCCAUCACCCCAAGUACCUUCAAAAAGUGUCUAGCUCCAAUAGCAGCCUACCUGCGUCUGAACAAUAUAAUGCUCUUUCUAUAUAUAGACGACUGGUUGUUCGUCACUGGCUCUUACGCCAAGGCACAAGAGGACACAGGUUUUACUUUACAAACUCUGACAGAUCUAGGCCUUCAGGUCAACUUUGUGAAGUCCCAUCUUCAACCAUCUCAGAUCAUGGACUACAUUGGCAUGGUUCUGGACUCCAACAGAGCUAGGGUCUUCCUCCCUCCCUUCUGAGAGGAUUUACAAAUUGAAUCGUGCUAUUUGUCCGUUCCGCCAAUACGCCUGAGUUUCGGCUCAUCACACGUAACAUAUUUUAGGCCUUAUGGCUUCCACCACGUCUGCUCUUCCUCAUGCUCGAUUGAAGAUGCACUCCCUGCAGGUGUGGUACCUGUCUCAAUUCAAUCUGUUAUUAGGCAACCCUGCCAAACGUCUGUGUGACUCCAGAAUUAUCAUGUCAACUGACGUGGUGGACUUUCAUGCCGCAUCUUCUAAUUGGUCAACCCUUCAGGCCCCUUCAACUGACAAUACAGAUCAUGAUAGACGCCAGCACAACAGGUUAGGGUGCGCAUUGUGGCACUCACAAGAUCCAUGCCCUGUGGUCCAGCUCAGAGAAACUGCUACAUAUCAAUCUUCUAGAACUGUUGGCAGUAAUCAAGGUUCUUUGCACUUUCUAUCCUCUAGUGGUAGGUUGCGGAGUGCAAGUGGCUAUGGACAACAUGACCAUUCUGUAUUAUAUAAACAAACAGGGAAGCAGUCACUCUUUGUCCCUUCUCUAUUUAGCGAUCCACUUGUGGGAGUGUGCUACGAUCAUGACAUAUUUCCGAUUGCCAUUCAUGAGUUGACAGAAGACAAUGAUGUGGCUGAUUGCCUGAGCCGCCUGACCAUUCAAAUGCAUGAAUGGGUUCUCGACGACUCUGUGUUUGCAGUAGGUAGGGCACACCGGCCAUAAACGUCUUUGUGACUCAGUUCAACGCAAAGUGCAAAAAGUUUUGCUCUCGAGUAGGGGGAGGCAACGGUUCUUAGGGUGAUGCCUUCAUGGUGACAUGGGAUGCUGUCCUUUUCUAUCUUUUCCCUCCUAUCCCUCUUAUUCAACGGACACUUGUCAGGAUCUGCCAGUUGUGAGCUGAUGCCAUCCUGGUAGCUCCAUGGUGGCCUUGUCAACCAUGGUUUACCACCCUCAAGACCAUCGUGUCCAAUUUCCUGAGAUUGCCUCCCCAGCCAUUCCACUCAGGACGGAGGCAAGGCCUGUCACCCCAACAUCGAGUUGCUCCAUCUCACAGUGCGGAGGAUUCUCCCAAUAUAAAGGAAGUGUUGGACAGAACUAGAAAGCCUUCGACCAAAUUGCUGGAUUCUUAUAAGUGGCCUGUUUUUACAAAGUUUGCUGAGUUCAGAGGUUUUGUGACUGUUCCAGCUUCCUUAGGUACUCUUCUUGCCUUCCUACGUUAUUUGUUUGAUCUGGGACUGGUACAUUCUACACUUAAAGUU